Labrus mixtus (cuckoo wrasse) is the source of this 2001-nucleotide messenger RNA. RefSeq names its product zinc finger protein 32-like. The record is from RefSeq and is a predicted model, not a curated record. NCBI's taxonomy places the organism in Eukaryota, Metazoa, Chordata, Actinopteri, Labriformes, Labridae. Gene Ontology annotation, biological process: regulation of transcription by RNA polymerase II. The coding region runs from base 347 to 1642 and encodes 431 amino acids. Gene Ontology annotation, molecular function: RNA polymerase II cis-regulatory region sequence-specific DNA binding; DNA-binding transcription factor activity, RNA polymerase II-specific. The transcript is spliced from 2 exons.
GACCCAGCUCCAUUCUGCGAUCGGCGGCAAGGGGGAUAAAGGGAAAACAAACCGGAAACAGUGGCAGCACGCGAUGCUAACACGUUUCUUUCUUUCUUUCUCGCUUCUUUCCUGUCAAAUCAAGAUCGAUUUAAAAAAGCCUGUUCGUUUGGUUUAAUUUAUGAACUUGAGCAUACAGUGUUCAUCCUGACUUGGAAGUCUCUCCGCUGUUACGUGCGUUUUAAAUGGUUUAACUUUUGAAUUGAGUCCCGGGGUCCUACGAAGCUAACGCAGUUAGCUUUAGCGAGACAUAACACGUGUUACCGGACUGUGUGUGAAAGAAAAUCUGCUGAGAGAUCUUGUGAAGAUGUCUAAAGUUCAUAUGAUGAGAGCUUUUGUAAACCAGCGACUGACUGAUGCUGCUGAAGAGAUAUUUGAUCUGUUUGAAAGAACGAUAGCAGAAUAUGAGGAGCAACUUCGUCGAUCAAAAGAGGAAAAUGAGCGACAACACAAACUGCUGGAUGCUGUUUUUAACCCUGAAGUCCGCUUACAGGGAUCAGACAUCCAGCUGCUGAUGGUGAGAAAAGAAGAGGUUCCCCUUGAGCAGGAGAGGGGCUCCAGUCUGAACCAUGAGGACUCACCAGAACCACCACACAUUAAAGAGGAACAGGAGGAACUCUGGAGCAGUCAGGAGAGAGAGCAGCUUCAAGGACCAGAGGAGGCUGAUAUCAGCAUGGUCACUUUCUUUCCUGUCCCUGUAAAAACUGAAGAAGAUGAUGGAGAGAAACCUCAGUCCCUACAGCUUCUUGAAAACCAAACUGAAGAAAGCAGAGACAUAGAGCAUUUGAAGACAGAAACUGAUGGAGAGGACUGUGGAGGAUCAGAACCAGACAGAGACUUUAAUCCAGACAGUCAUUUACAGCCAGUUUCUCCUGAAAACACUUCACUCCUUACUGGAUCUGAUACUGAUGAUAGUGGUGAUUGGGAGGAGAGUGAUGAACCUCAGGAAGGUUUAAACCCUCUGCAAAACAAAGACGUACCUGUAAAUGAUAUGAAAUGUAAUACUGGAAAUACAUCAGUUAGCUCGUCUGAAUGUGCUACAAGCUUUGGACAAAAGAAACAACUGCGAAAACAUGAUAGAAUCCACACUAGAGGGAAACGAUUUGGUUGCUCAGUUUGUGGUAAAAGAUUCAGCGGCAAUGUAGAUCUACAAAGACACUCUUUUGUCCACACGGGAGAGAAACCAUUAAGCUGUUCAGUUUGUGGUAAGAGAUUCUCACAUAGUGGAGACCUUAAUCGACACUCUGUUGUCCACACAGGGGAGAAACCGUUUAGUUGUAAACUUUGUGAGAAGAGAUUCACACAAAGCGGAACCCUUAAACAACACUCUGCUGUCCACACAGGGGAGAAACUGUUUAUUUGUGAAGUUUGUGGUAAGAGAUUCACACAUAAUGGAGACCUUAAACGACACUCUGCUGUCCACACAGGGGAGAAACUGUUUAGUUGUGAAGUUUGUGGUAAGAGAUUCACACAAAGUUGCGACCUUAAAAGACACUCUUCAGUCCACUCUGGGGAGAAACCGUUUAGUUGCAGUUUUUGCGAUAAGAGAUUUACACGACUUCACAGGGUCAAAACUCACAAGUGUGGGUCGCACAAGGCCUAGCAGUUAGGUCGUGCCCCUUGUACAGAGGUUCGAAGGCCCGGACGCACCAAGCAGACGGCAAAGAACUAAUGGUGAUGAAGGCCGACUGUGGCCGCGCAGACGCCGACCCACGCUGAUUUGACAUGUCAAAUCGGCUGUAAAAAGUCAGACGGGAGCCGACGGGUAGCGAUGGAGCCGGACACACCGCCAAAAACUAGAGCGACGCUCGACCGCCAGCGGUUCAACUAGCACCAAUGUCUGCCGAUCUCCUUGGUGUGUCAGGGCCUUUAGUCCUCCAAGGGGCCCGGGCUCAAGUCAGACCUGCGGCUCCGUUGCCUUUCUUCUCUCCCAUUUUCUGACUCUAUCCACUGUCCCAUGAA